UAAUAUCAAAUACACAUAAAUUAAAUUACAUAACAUUCAAAUCAAUAUAUUUCAUGGCUUUGGCCUCUCUACAAACCUCAACAAUAUUACUUUGUUCAUCUUACCCUUUAAAGAGAAUAAAGGCUGCAAUUCAUAUUCCAAAAUCCAAUUUCUCAGUCCCUAAGAUCCCUACUACUACAAAGCAUGUUGAGGGAUUAACAAAGUCACAUGUUCCAUUACUUGAUCAAAAUAAUGUGACACAUUCUACAACCUCUAAAAAUACCAUCAUGCAACUUUAUGCUAUCUUAGAAUCUGUUUCUGAUAGAGUUGAAAUGCACAAAAACAUUGGUGAACAACGCCAGAAUUGGAACAACCUACUUCUAAACAACAUCAACAUGAUUACACUCGCUGCUACAACAUUAACCGGUGUUGCCGCCGCCACCGGUGCUAUUGGUGCACCACUUUUAGCUCUUAAACUAUCAUCAACUCUUCUGUUUUCUGCAGCAACUUUUAUGCUUCUUAUCAUGAACAAGAUUCAGCCAUCACAACUCGCCGAGGAACAACGAAACGCUACAAGAUUGUUUAAGCGGCUUCAGAGCGAAAUAGAAAACAGAAUUGCUCUUGGAAAUUAUACAGAACAAGAUGUUAAGUUUUCAAUUGAAAAGGUUUUGGCACUUGACAAAGCUUAUCCACUUCCAUUGUUAGGUGUUAUGCUUGAAAAAUUUCCUGCAAAAUAUGAACCUGCUAAUUGGUGGCCUAAAAAAGAAACUAAAACCAAAACACAACAAGGAAAAUUAAUUGAAAAUAAUAACAAUGGAUGGAGUAAAGAACUUGAAAUGGAAUUGAGAGAAGUUAUUGAAGUUGCAAAGAGGAAAGACAUUGAAGAUUAUGAGAGACUUGGAAAUAUAGCAUUAAAGGUUAAUAAGAGUUUAGCAAUAGCAGGACCAUUACUCACUGGAAUUGCAGCUAUAGGUUCUGUUUUUGUAGGAAAUAAUGGAUCAAUUGCAGGUAUAAUUGCUAUGAUGGCAGGUUCAUUAGGUGCUGCAGUGAAUGCUUUUGAGCAUGGUGGACAAGUUGGUAUGGUUUUUGAAAUGUAUAGAAACUGUGGUGGAUUUUUCAAACUGUUGGAAGAAACAGUUGAGUCCACUUUGGAAGAGAAAGAUUUUGAGGCAAGAGAAAAUGGUGAGAUAUUUGAAAUGAAAAUGGGUUUGAUGUUGGGAAGAAGUGUUUCAGAGUUGAGAGAAUUUGCAUUGAAAUCAGCUUCUUGUCGAAUGGAAGGAAUUGAAGUUGAUGAAUUUGCCAACAAGAUGUUCUGAUUGCUUGUGACACAAGGAAACUUCUGUAGCUCAAUUUCUCUACAGGCUGUUUCACACGUAACAUUAUUUCAUUAAAUUCAUUUUUUUAAAGUUAUUUAGUAGCUAGUAACUAAAUUGUUCUUACAUGACUAAUUUAUUUAAUGUGUACAAAUAUUAAUUUAUUUGAUCUAGAAAGGAAAGUUUCGUUUUAGAUCGAUGAGUGUAUUAUGUGUAUUUCUUUUAUAUGGUUAAUGUGAUAUCCAAUUUGUGAUCUCUUA
Messenger RNA from Cicer arietinum (chickpea), 1552 nucleotides. RefSeq names its product probable F-box protein At4g22030. NCBI's taxonomy places the organism in Eukaryota, Viridiplantae, Streptophyta, Magnoliopsida, Fabales, Fabaceae. The record is from RefSeq and is a predicted model, not a curated record.